AAAAAGAAGCAAAAGAAAGAUCCUCUUAUGAUGAAGAAGUCGAAAAAUGAUCCCAACGCCCCUCAGAAUAAUAGAAUACCACUACCAGAACUUAAAGACAGUGACAAGAUUGAGAAGAUCACUGUGUUUCGGGAGGGAGCGAAACGAGUUAAAGUCAGCUCCACAAACAUGCCGUCGAUCUGCUUCUACACUCUGCUUAACUCGUUCCAGGGGGCAACAUGUGUCGAGAUCAGUGAGGACUCCAGUCUGCUUGCUGCGGGGUUCUCCAAUUCUACCAUCAGGGUGUUCAGUCUCAAUUCAGUGAAGUUACGUACCAUGAAAAAGUCGAAAGACCUUGACAUCAUCGACAAAGAAGCAGAGGAUGUCCUGGAGCGGAUGAUGGAUGAUCGGACGGCUAGUGAUCACAAAGUCUUACUAGGACAUAGUGGUCCGGUGUACGCCACAAACUUCAGUCGUGAUCGCAAGUUCCUGAUUUCUGCCUCGGAGGACGGUACAAUUCGUCUUUGGAGUUUACUGACAUGGACCAACUUGGUUUGUUACAAGGGACAUAUCUACCCAGUGUGGGACGUCAAAUUUAGCCCACAUGGUCACUAUUUUGUAUCUUGUGGACAUGAUAAAACGGCCCGAGUCUGGUCAACUGACCACUCACAACCACUUCGGAUAUUUGCUGGUCAUCUCUCCGACGUUGAUUGUGCUUCGUUCCACCCAAACAGUAAUUACAUUGCCACAGGUUCGAGUGAUCGAGUUGUGAGAAUGUGGGACAAUCUAAAUGGCAACUGUGUCCGAAUUCUCACUGGACAUAAGGGUGCUGUACAGGUGCUGUGUUUCUCACCGGAUGGAAGAUUCCUCGCAUCCUCGGGAGUGGAUCGCUGUGUACUGCUGUGGGAUAUCUCCAGUGGCAGUUUGCUGGCUAACAUGAAGGGACACACAGACACUAUCUAUAGCCUGGCCUUUAGUCGCGAGGGUGCCGCACUGGCAUCAGGUGGUCUGGACAAUCAUGUAAAACUCUGGGACAUCCACAGGGUUCUACAGGAGGUGGACAUGGAGGCCGACCUCAGCAUCCCCAGCUCCUUCACUGUGAACGAGAACCCUAACCUACUAUUUGGUACGUUUCCUACCAAGUCCACGCCUGUCCUGGCUGUCCAUUUCACACGCAGGAAUUUACUACUUGCCAGUGGUCCACUGCAGACUUGAAAGGACAACAACCUCAAGGUCAAUACCAGUAGAGGUCAAGUUCAACACUAGCAUGAACCGCACUAGAGGUCAAGGUCAAGUGUAGUUGGCAACAGCAGAGAGGUUAAGGUCAACAUCAGACUGCACCUAUACAGAGUUCAAGGUCAACAUUUGACAAGCAAGAGGUGGUAUUUUGCUUGGGACAAAUUCACUUCCAGCCAUGACUGACAUUUUGUGUUUAGAAGGCAAAAAGAAACGGUUUGAACUCUUCAGGCCAUUUCAUGAUGGGUCAGGAUACCAGUGUAUUUGCUUUAUCAGUGAAAAUGUUAUAUCUCCAUGGCAACAUGACAGACAUGUCACUCGGUGACAAUUUAACAGUUAUGGUAUUGAAUGAUCUGUUAUCUGUUAAACAUUAAAACAUAAAACUUUUUGAUAAAUGUGUCAUUUAUGAAACAUGCAAAAGGAAAAAAUGUUCGAUAGAUUUCGGAAAUGACCCCCAUUCAUAUAAUAAUAUAAGUUUCAAUUUUUGUUUUAUUCUCAGGUAAAAGGAUAAAUGUCAUUAUCCAGAUAAUUCUGAUUCACAUUCUUACGAGUUCAUUUUAUCUAAUAUCAUUCAACAAAUAUUUUCUGUUAUUUCUACUCGCAGAAAAGUUUUGUGAAUCUCCAAAAGGAAUGUUAUCUUUUGACACAGAUUUUUACGGGUCAUUAUACCCUCAAUAAAUCAAUUUAAUAUUCCGGUACUGGAGACAUCUAGGGAAGAGUUUUAUCAUAAUUGAUAAGAACUCUGAAAGUGAUGACUAAAAUAUGACUAUUUUGUAAUAAAAUUUGAAAUGUGUA
Pecten maximus is the source of this 2010-nucleotide messenger RNA. Its product is annotated as transcription initiation factor TFIID subunit 5-like. Gene Ontology annotation, cellular component: transcription factor TFIID complex. Gene Ontology annotation, molecular function: RNA polymerase II general transcription initiation factor activity; protein binding. Gene Ontology annotation, biological process: transcription initiation at RNA polymerase II promoter. The record is from RefSeq and is a predicted model, not a curated record. Lineage: Eukaryota; Metazoa; Mollusca; Bivalvia; Pectinida; Pectinidae.